AAGUAAAUACAAUCAGGGACAGAAAGCUUAUUGGAGUUCUGGUUUAUUCACACCUCACUUAUCUAAUCAUCACGAAUAGUUUGCGAAAGUCACAUUAACUAUCUAUGCAAGAUUUACUAAUGUUUUAUGACCAGCGGAGUACGAACUCAAGAUAACCCCAAAAGACUCUUAAACAAAGUGGCAAUAUAUAGUAUAGUGGCUUCCAGAUUCAGGCCAAGAACUAGACAAGUUGACUGCAGAGAGGGCGUUUCUGUGCUUCAAGUGCAAUCAGGCGCUGCAGAUUAGCACGCUAAUCAGUCAAAGGCGCCACUACAGGACAAAGCGAAAUCAUGACGGGGCCAAGAAUAUGCCGGUCAGAAUCAUAAAUCCCUCAAAAGAUAACGAUAACCGAUCUUACUGAGCUUGGGGUUCAAACUGGAGAUUGGACUCACCUAUAAAAGGCGCUGACCGAAUUGGCAGAACAACAAACUCAACAGGGAACUCAAAAUGAAACAAUUCGUGGUCCUAUUUGCACUGGCUCUGGCUACGGCCUCUGCUAAUUUUAUCCCCCAGCCGGGAUUCCCCGAGGGUCGCAUUAUAAACGGCUAUGAGGCGGAGAAGGGGGAAGCUCCCUUUAUCGUAUCCCUGCAGUCCACGUCCGGCUCGCACUUCUGUGGAGGAAGCAUUCUGCGCAAGGAUGUCGUUUUGACCGCAGCUCAUUGUUUGACCAGCAAAGAUGGUCAGGUUGUAGCCGGCGCUCACAGCUACAAAAACAAGGAGGAUGUCCAGGUCAGGAAAUUCACCAAUGCGCAGUACGUGGUCCAUGAGAAAUACAGCGGUGGUGUGGGACCCAACGACAUCGGUCUGAUCCUGCUGAAGGACAAUCCCUUCAACCUGAACGCCGUCUCCCGCGAUGGCAGCAAUCCGGUGUCUGCAGUGAACCUUCCAUCCAAGACAUUCGAGGGCACCGGCGAAGGCUUUCUGUAUGGCUGGGGUCGGGACAACUCGGGAUCCCUGCCAGAAAAUCUGCAGAAGCUGGACACCAACGUCAUUGGUUACAGUGAGUGCAAAGCUGCAUUGCCCUCCAACAGUCCGGUGGCUCAGUCCAAUGUGUGCAGCUACACCGCCGGAAAACCCGACGGAGCCUGCAACGGAGACAGUGGCGGUCCGCUGGUGACCAAGUCCGAAAGUGGCGUCGUCCAGCAGGUGGGCAUCGUCUCCUGGGGAUACACACCAUGUGCAACCACCACAUAUCCCUCUGUCUUUACAGCGGUGUCUGAAUUUAAGGAUUGGAUCAACGAGAACUGUUAGGGCCAGAAGCCGAUA
Messenger RNA from Drosophila rhopaloa, 1305 nucleotides. Its product is annotated as lectizyme. The record is from RefSeq and is a predicted model, not a curated record. Gene Ontology annotation, biological process: proteolysis. Bases 487 to 1290 code for a protein of 267 amino acids. Gene Ontology annotation, molecular function: serine-type endopeptidase activity. The transcript has a single exon. NCBI's taxonomy places the organism in Eukaryota, Metazoa, Arthropoda, Insecta, Diptera, Drosophilidae.